CUUAAAGAUGGAUAUGGUGCUAUCGCACUAAGAAUGAAACGUGACCCCUUGCAUUUAAAAGCUGCUGGGAGUGAAUUUCCUAUGAUUUUGGGCCGCGAUGUCUCUGGUGUCAUCAUGGAAACUGGACUGGAUGUAUCUUAUUUCAAACCUGGAGAUGAGGUGUGGGCAGCUGUUCCACCCUGGAAGCAGGGAACAUUGGCAGAAUUUGUGGUGGCAAGUGCAAAUGAGGUGGGCCACAAGCCAAAGGAGCUCAGCCACAGCCAAGCUGCAACCUUGCCCUACGUUGCCCUGACGACCUGGUCGGCCCUGGUGACCACUGGAGGACUGAGCAAAGACAACUGCAGCGGCAAACGGGUUUUGAUCCUUGGAGGCUCGGGUGGAGUCGGUACCUUUGCUACUCAGCUUCUGAAAGCCUGGGGUGCCCACGUGACCACCACCUGCUCAGCAGAUGCUUGCUCGUUCCUGAGAGACUUGGGUGCGGAUCACCUUGUCGACUAUCAAGCUCGGAGUGUGGAGGGGCAGCUGAAGGAUCUGCAACCGUUUGAUUUUAUCCUGGAUAACGUGGGAGGACACACAGAGGACUGGGCCCUGAGCCUGCUGAAGCCAUGGUCUGGAGCUACCUAUGUGACCUUAGUGACACCAUUCAUGUUCAAUGUGGAUAGACUGGGGGUCGCCGAUGGAGUGUUUCGAUCAGGGGCCACCAUUGGCAGCAAAGUUCUCAAGCAUCUGUGCAAAGGCGUUCACUAUCGCUGGGCCUUGUUUGCACCGAGUGGACCGUCUUUGGAUGAAAUAACGGAACUUGUGGAUGCAAGGAAGAUUCGACCUGUCGUUGAAAAGAUCUUCCCAUUUUCUGAGGUACCCCAGGCCUUCCUGAAAAUGGAGAGGGGUCACGCACGAGGGAAAACUGUCAUCGAAAGGAGUGGGGAAUGAUCGAGAUCAGCCACCAAUAUGCGUGUAGCAUAAUGACACACGUCCCCAUUUUCAAUGGUAGCAAAAAAAAGCUUUAGUCAAUAACUCAAA
This is a messenger RNA of Amblyraja radiata (thorny skate), 1020 nucleotides long. It is a transcript of the gene rtn4ip1, whose product is annotated as reticulon 4 interacting protein 1. Gene Ontology annotation, cellular component: mitochondrion. Bases 34 to 930 code for a protein of 298 amino acids. The transcript is spliced from 8 exons. Gene Ontology annotation, molecular function: zinc ion binding; oxidoreductase activity. The record is from RefSeq and is a predicted model, not a curated record. Lineage: Eukaryota; Metazoa; Chordata; Chondrichthyes; Rajiformes; Rajidae.